UAUAUUUAGAACCCAUACUAAGUAAUGCUGAUGGGGACCUGGGUGUAAAGUUUCGAAAAGUGGACCAAGGUUUUAGGCAAGUGGCACGGAUUAUCGAAUCAGAUCCCCGCCUUUCAUCACUAUUACAGUCUACAAGACUUCAAGCGAUGCUUGAUACUAUAUCCGAGCAAUUAAACUCCUGUCAGUCAGCAUUAAAUGAUUACAUUGAUGAUAAACGUUCAACUUUUCCAAGAUUGUAUUUUUUGAGUGACGAUGAUCUUCUGGAGCUACUGGGACAAGCACGAGCGGGAGCUGAGGGUAGCGAAACAGUGAUGCAGUCUCAUUUGAAAAAGUUGUUUCCUGGCAUCACUGGCGUGCAUCUCGGCCCAGGAGGCCUGUCGGUCACGUCUCUCUGUAGCCAUUUUGGAGAAACGUUUCAAUUAGACCAUCCCGUUGAUAUCGACUGCUCUGUUGAGGUUUGGCUGAAAAAUUUAGAACAAGAAAUACGUUCAUCGCUAAAGAACAUGGCAUUAAAAUGCUUAGUGGCAAAUUCUUUGCAAGAUCAAGAUCCAUUUUCGCUUCCGACGCAAAUAUUAUGCUUAGCGCAAAAUAUUAGAUUCACUGAACAAGCAGAGAGAGCUAUUACGUCCAAAGAACUACACAAGUUAAAAGAUAUUAUUGAAAAAGAAAACUUGUAUUACGCAGCAGCCGAAACCGAAGAUGAGUGUGAGAAAUAUAAAAAACAAGCUUUGAUAUUGCAGUGUGCAUAUUAUGUGUCGAUUGUGCAAAGUUUAAUUAAAAAUAAUGUUGUGACAACUAGUGAUUGGAUUUGGCAGAAACAACUCAGAUUCUACCUACAAAAUAAAACGGAAGUCGUAGCUAAAAUGGGCUUAGCUCAGAUUUCAUACUCGUAUGAAUAUCUCGGCGUAAAUACUGGACAAUUCGUGAGAACGGAAACGACCGAUGAAAGCUUUCUUAUUUUGACUCAGUCCUUACAUCUGGGGUUAGUGGGAAAUCCUAUCGGGCCCGCUGGAACAGGCAAAACGGAAUCGGUUAAAGCAUUAGGAUGUUUAUUUGGCCGAGUGGUUUUAGUCUUUAACUGUGACGAAGCAAUGGAUGCCGAAUGCAUGGGCCGGCUGCUGACCGGGGUCGCGCUGUGCGGCGCGUGGGGGUGCUUCGAUGAGUUCAACCGCCUGUCGGCCGCCACGCUCGCCGCCGUGUCGCACCAGUUUGCCUCGCUGCUGGCCGCCACGCGCCGCGUCGACCCGACCGGCGCCGGCGACCGCACGGCGCUUCUCAACGGCAAACAGGUGAUCGUGUCGGAAUGGUGUGGCGUGGCGGCGACUAUGAACCCGGUGACCCGUGGCUAUGGCGGGCGACGCUCGCUGCCCCCCGCGCUGCAACACGCGCUGCGCCCGCUGGCCCUGCGGCCGCCGCCGCGCGCCGAGCUGGCGGCGCGCUUGCUGGCCGCGUAUGCCGCGCAGCCGCACCUGCAGCCGGAGCGCCUCGCCGACGACUUAGACGCAGUCUUCACGCUAGCUAGCACGCUGCUGAGCGCGCAGCGGCACUACGACUGGGGCCUGCGCGCGCUGAAGGCGGCGGUGGGCAGCUGCGGCGCGGGGCUGCGCGGCGCCGGCAGGGCGGGCGGCGCGCGCGCGGCGCUGCGCGACGUGCUGCGCCUCAACAACCUGUCCAAACUCACGCGCCACGACGCGGACUGUUUUGAAAAUAUUUUGGCCAUGGUUUUCGCUGAUGUCCCGGAAAAGGAAUCGGCCACAGAUCCUCUCUAUAUAGCGCUCGAGAAUACGGUCGGUCGGCUCGGUCUGGUGAAUAACAAGUUUCAGAUUCGAAAAUGCAUGGAGCUCUAUGAACAGUUACAACAACGAAUGGGUGUAGCGAUUGUGGGGCCUCCAGGAUCCGGUAAAAGCACUAUUCGGCAAAUAUUAAAAAGUGCGCUGACGCAGCAAGGUAAAAACAUAGUGGAAUACGUAAUAUGCCCGAAAGCGAUGUCCCGCAGCUGGCUGCUCGGACACAUCGAGCUCGACACGCGCCAGUGGACCGACGGCGUCAUUUCCACCGUCGCGCUCGAAGUGGCAAACCAACCGGAAGACGUAUGGUCGUGGGUUGUGUGUGACGGCGACAUAGAUCCGGAAUGGAUUGAAGCUCUCAACUCCGUACUCGAUGACAACCGCCUCCUAACACUGCCGUCGGGCUGGAGAGUUCAGUUUGGACAAAACGUUAACUUCAUCUUCGAGACGCACAGCUUGGAGUACGCCUCGCCUGCGACGAUUUCGAGAAUGGGAAUAAUAUUGUUUAGUGCCGAAAACCAUUGUUCGCAAGAAAUUUUAGAUAGAUGGGUACAAAGCAAGGAAUUUGAUAAUGAUACUGCAAAAUCAGCUAUUCCAUUUUUGCAUCUAACCUUAAACAAGUGCCUAAAGUGGCUGACUGUACAUCAAGCUGACGUCACAACGAAAGAUUGCCACAUGUCUUUGGUGAGACAAAUAUUAUCGAACUUCGAAUAUAUAGCACAAGAAAUUACGUUCAAAAAUAAUCCGCAAAGUGCAGAGGAUAUGGUUUGGUCAGCCGUACAACUCAGUACUAUGGGAAUCAUAAAACAAAGCGCAAUCGAUAGUUUCUAUGAGGAGCUGGAGAUGCCGCUCGCGGAAGGCGGCGCGGCGGGUGACGUGGUGGGUGAUGCGGGGGGUGGCGCGGAGUGGGCGGAGGGCGUGCUGCGCAGCGCGCGCGUGCGUGCGUGCGAACCCGCCCUGCGCGCCGCCGCGCACGCCGCCGCGCACGUCGUUGUCAUCGGGCCGGAGGCGAGCGCCAAGACUCUUUUAGCCGAAUAUAUUUUAAGGGAAUCCAACUCUACGAUAAUAACAAUAAACUGCACUCCAAACCUAGAACCGGCGGACAUCAUUGCAGAGCUAAAGCGGAAGAACGCCGUUGGCAGCGCAGGGCGGGGCGCGGGGCGGGGCGCGGGGCCCGUGCUGCUGGUGCGGGCGCUGCACCGCGCGCGCUGCGACGCCUGGGGAUCCUCGCCGGUGCACUCCUUCCUGCUGCAGGUGAUACAGCAGCACGGGUUCUGGUGGCGCGAGGAGGGCGCGCCGCAGUGGCAGCCGACGGGCCGCGUGCGCGCGCUGUGCACGGCCGAGCGGCCGCCGCGCGCGCGCCUCGCCGCCGCGCUCGCGCACGUGCACCUGCCUGAGGCCGACGAUGAGGAGUUACUCGAACUAUCGAGAAGUUAUUUGUCCGAGAGUGUCCCCAAGAACAUAACGGAAAACGAUAUUUUUAAUUUGUCUCGUAAUAUGAUAUCAUUGUACAAAGAGGUAACAAAAACUUUCCACUUGAAAUCUCAUUACAAAUGGAACCCGUCUCACCUCAAACAAUGGUGUGAAAACAUAAAAUGGUUUUCUCCUAACGAUUUACAGCAAGUUGUCACGGCCUUGAAUGCAAUGGCGAAUAUAAUAUUCAAAAAUAGAUUGGUCACGAAUGAAGAAAAAUCUGAAUAUAUCACAAUAGCUCAAAAUUAUUUAAAAACUGACUAUAAUAUAUAUUUCAUACCCAAACUCCGCAAUGAUGGUGUUUAUUUGAUACCCGUGGAUUACAAGGAGUGGUACGAAAACACUCAGAAAUUAAUCAACCAGUGUUUGACCGAUGACGAAAACUGCUUCGGUGAAUCUGGUAUAGAAGUCUGCGCUGAAUUGUCGGUUUUGAUUCCGGUCAUCGCACUCGCUCUGAACGGCGGCGGCGCGAGCUGCGCGGGCGGCGCGGGCGCGGGGCGGCGCGCGGCGGCGCGGCUGCUCGGCGCCGUCGCGGGCGCGCGCGUGGCGCUGCUCGACCGCGCCGCGCUCUUCCACGCCGGCUUCAAAAACGCGUUGACGUCGGCAAGUGAAGGUACCCGUACGUUAAUAGUGUUGUGCGAGCCGGUAGUUACGGACGACUUACUGGCGUGUGUCGAGGCCUUCUUGAGCGCCACCUCCAUACACGCAUUACCUAUGAUCAUCAUUCCAUCCUCCGGACCAGCGCAGCAGACGGAGCAAACGUUUAUAAACAUGAAAAAUAACUUAGGUAUAAUGAUUUGCUUGGACAAAGACCAGGAUAACUUGACCGGAUUGCUAGAUUCCUAUCCGCUGCUAUACAACAAUAACUUUUUAUGCUGGCUCUCACAUUGGUCGGACGAAACCUUGAAAGACAUGCCGGCACUUCUGAUACAGAGGUUAUCGAAAGAGAAUGCUCUAGAAAUGUCUCAAGAUGAUAUGAAAAGCAUUCCAGUACAAGGGUUCGUUGAUAUAUACAAGAGCUUAGACGCAGAGCGAGUGCGUACGCCUUCUCGGUAUAUGCAUUUUAUAAAGACGUACUACAAAAUUUUCAAUAUCAAAAAACAAGCGUUACUACAACGGCGCGAUACCUUAUGUGCCGGAGUUGAAGCACUUCGUCGGGCUCGUAGUGAGGUAGCGACGUUACAGGAAGAGGCGGCGGAACAAGAGGUGGCUUUAUCAGAGAAACAGGCAAAAGCAAAUCAAGCUCUGGACCAGAUAGGGGCCACGGUACGGGCUACCACUGAUAAGAAGGAGGAAAUGUAUCAGCUGAAGAAGAAUAUUGAAUUGGAAAAUGAAAAACUACAAAUUCAAAAAAAAGAAAUUGAGGAGGAAUUAGCUUCAGUGGAGCCAGUCAUAGCAGCGGCCCGGGCGGCGGUCGGCGACAUAAAGGCCGAGUCUCUGAGUGAAGUGCGUUCCCUCCGUGCUCCUCCCGACGUGGUGCGCGACGUGCUAGAGGGCGUGCUGCGGCUCAUGGGAAUCGCUGACACGUCCUGGCACUCCAUGAAGAAUUUUCUCUCCAAGCGUGGCGUCAAAGAGGAUAUACGAUGCCUGGACGCGCGCCAGAUCAGCCCCGAGGCGGCGCAGUCGGUGGAGCGCCUGCUGCAGCGGCGCGGCGCGUCGUUCGAGCAGGCGGCGGCGCGCCGCGCCAGCGCCGCGUGCGCGCCGCUCGCCGCCUGGGUGCGCGCCAACCUCGACUACGCGCGCGCGCUCGCCCGCGUGCGCCCGCUGCAAGACCGACAGCGGCAGCUGCACGGAAACCUCAAACGAGCGGAGGACGAGCUGGCGGCGCUGUCGAGCGGGCUGGCGACCGUGGACGAGCGCGUGGCGGCUCUCAAGGAGCAGCUGGGGCGACACACGCGCGAGGCGGCCGCCAUCGAGCUGCGACUGAGCACCGCCGUGCAGACCAUCAGCGCCGCCAGCGACCUGCUCGACCGGCUCGCGCACGAGUACGACUCGUGGGAGAAUGAUCUGCAAAAUAUUACGAUUGAAAUAUUGGAAUUGAAUCAACGGUCUCUUUUAGCAGCUGGAUAUCUCACGUAUCUACCUGACCUGACCGAACCGCAAGCUCGGAACUACCUUUCCAAAUGGUGCUCAUUGAUAAACUUCGAGGAUACGACGUUCUCGUUGAUAAAUUUCUUGUCAACUCCCGAAAAGCAAUUAAAGUGGGAAGCAAAUGGCCUACCUUUAGAUCAAUCUGCGUUCAAAAAUGCCGUUUUCGUUGAACAGUACUUGGAACAGUCGUCCACGCUGACGCCGCUGCUAGUGGACCCGGAGGGCGAGGCGGAGGUGUGGCUGCGCAGCACGCUCGCGCACGCGGACUUCGUGCCGCAGCACGAGCCGCGUCUCGCCACUGCGCUGCACCUCGCACUGAGACUGGGUCGUACUCUAGUCAUAACGGAGGUGGAGUGCAUAGAAGAGUGGUGGUGGAGUACGAUGCGGGGAGCGGCGGGGGGGCGCGCGCGCGUGCUGCUCGCCACGCGCAGGCCCGCGCUCGCCGGCGACGUGGCCACGCACUUCCGCGCCGCACUCGCGCCGUUACACUUCACUGCGCGUCUGCACGCACUCGUAGAUCAACUGGUACACGGCGCAUUUUAUAAACAAAAUCCAGAGAUGAAAGAAAAGUCGAAGGAAAUUAAACUAACAAAGGCCACGCUACAGAAACGACAGCACGAGUUACAGGAAAACCUCCUAAAAGACCUAUCGGGCAACGCGGACAUACUGCACGACGCGAACCUGCUGGCGGCACUGGAGAAGACGCGCAGCACGAGCGCCACCAUCUCGCAGGCGCUGGACGAGGCGCGCGCGCUCGUGGCGCACACGCGCGCCGCGUGCGAGGCGUACGCGCCCAGCGCCGCGCGAGCCGCCUCGCUGGCGCUGGCGGCGCGCCUCGUGACCGCUCUGCCGCCCGACGCGCUACUCGACGUCUUCGUCGGUGCCGUCGCUAGGUCGGAGAAUAAUCCGAAAAAUAUAAAUAAUGACGAAGUUGUAAAGUACUUCACGCGGAAAAUCAUAGAACGUGUGUUGUUGGGCCUGCACAAGAAAGACAAGUAUAUCGUCGUUAUGCACCUAUUGCGCCAGGUCUACGACAAUCUUAUUCCGGAAAAGCUUUGGCAAAUAUUUAUCGGAAAUUUCAAUCUCAUUGAAGAUAAAGAUCUUACGAGAACGAUGAAAACUCAAUUCCAGUGGAUAACGGACGAUUGUGUGAAGAGAGUUGCACAAAUAAAGGUUCAUGAUGAAAACUUGUUUAAUCGCCUCUCUCUCGGGACGUCCGCCAUGUGGCUGGAAUUUCAAAAAUUGGGAGAUCUACACACCCUGAGUAAGCUGAAUCUGGAACCAUUCGAGUGCGUCGUCGCAGUGGCGGCGUUGCGACCGGAGAGCACGUAUCGGGCCAUCGUAUCUUUCGUCGACCAAGUGUUAGGCGCGGGCGCGGUGUCGGGCGCGCACACGGCGCAGCGCGCGGCGCUGUGGUCGCGGCCCACGCGGCCCGCGCUGCUGCUGGCGGCGCACGCGCACGACGUGCUGGCCGCGCACGCGCACGCGCACUCGCGUACGCUCACUACGGUGGGCAUCGACGAAGGAAUUAAUGUGUGGGAAGCGGCUUUGGAGACAUCUCGAGGUGGAAGCUGGCUCGCUAUAAGAGUCGGUGCUUCGCCAUUUACACGCGAUCUGUUAUCAUUCGUUGUGUCACUGUCGGAGAGACCAGCGAGUGAUUUUGGUGAUGAUUUUCGAUUAUGGAUACUGGCGGAAGAUCGUGACAUUCCAUCGACGUUAUCCACGAGCUGUGUCAAAGUCGUCCUUGAAUCACCGGAGGGCGUGAAGCGCAACGCGUGCGGCACGCUGAGUGCGUGGACGCGCCUGCGAGCGGACGCGACGCUGCUGCGACACCUCGCCGGCCUCGCACUGUUCCACGCACUCGUGCAGGAGCGCCGCGCCUACAUCCCGCAAGGUUGGAGCCAGUGGUACGGCUGGGAGUGGGGCGACGUGAGCGCCAGCGCGGCGGCGGCGCGGGCGGCGGGCGGCGAGGAGGCGGCGCGCGAGCUGUGCGGCGCGCUGUACGCGGCGCGCGUGGGGCGGGCGCGCGACCGCAGCGUGCUGCACGCUCUGGCGCGGCGCUGCCUGCGCGAGCCGCCCGCUCCCUGGCCGCGCAGCGACCGCCUGCAGGACUACGUAACGGCUAUGGAGGCACUACCCGAUAUCGACUCACCGGAACUGCUGCAACUGCCGGCCAAUUGCCGCGUGGCGUGGGAAAAGAACGCCGCUGAUAACAUAAUUGCAGGAUUAAGAGAAUUAAACUCGACCGUCAAUACAAAAGUGAGUGGCGAUAUAACACCGGUGAAGACACUUUUAUCAUUAUGGAAGAAAAUGAUGUCCGGAAGUCCUCUCAUUAAAGCCGAUUACCACGUUGAAAAGGCUCGCGGCUGGUGGGGCGCGGUGUGCGCGGGCGAGCUGCUCGACGCCGGCCGCGCCGCGCGCGCGCUGCACGCCGCGCUCGCCGCGCGCGCGCGCCGCCACGCGCCGCUGCACGAGGUACCGGACGAGUGGCAGCUGCUGUGGUCGGGACCGACGGCGCCGGAAGCUUACAUCAAAGAAUUUUGUCACCGAGCUCGCUCGGCCGUCGAGAGAGUGGGCGGGCCUGAAUUUAGCGAAGACUAUAUGCCUACAGAGGUCGACUUGCGACAGUUCUUCCGCCCCGCGCGCGUGCUGUGCGCGGCGCGGGCGCGCGAGGCGGCGCGACGCGCGUGCUCGCUGCAGGCGCUCGCACUCGUCGCCAAGUGGGACUGCCCCGCCGGUGUGUGUCUUAUACAAUUAUACUAAUGCAAGAAUUUAUAA
Vanessa tameamea is the source of this 8129-nucleotide messenger RNA. RefSeq names its product cytoplasmic dynein 2 heavy chain 1 (gene btv). The transcript is spliced from 50 exons. Gene Ontology annotation, molecular function: minus-end-directed microtubule motor activity; ATP binding; dynein intermediate chain binding. Gene Ontology annotation, biological process: cilium movement involved in cell motility; cilium assembly; intraciliary retrograde transport. The record is from RefSeq and is a predicted model, not a curated record. Lineage: Eukaryota; Metazoa; Arthropoda; Insecta; Lepidoptera; Nymphalidae. Bases 147 to 8114 code for a protein of 2655 amino acids. Gene Ontology annotation, cellular component: axoneme; cytoplasmic dynein complex; 9+2 motile cilium.